UCCAGGACGACGGACCGGAUGUCGACGGACAGCACACAACCCCAUACGCCCAGUCACGAGGUGGCGGUCCGUCCGCCGCCCUCGGCCGCCAACCAGUGGAAGCGGGCCGCUUUGAUGGCCCGCAUGGCGCCGGCAUUCCGGGAAACCGUAUCCGAUGACAGCGAGGACGAGGUGGACACCAAGAAGCAGAUCAAAUACGGCAGCGGCUUCCAGGCGGCCAAGGCCAUCAUACACGAGUACUGCGACUACACGACCAUCCAUGGCAUCCGGUAUCUGGGCGAGAAGAAGCGACCCUGGCUGGAGCGCCUCUUCUGGAUCAGUGUACUCGUGCUAUCCGUUUUCACCUGCGUCAAGCUGACCCUGAAUAUCUGGGACAAGUGGAACAACAAUCCGGUGAUUGUCAGUUUCGCCGAGAAGUCGACGCCCGUGUGGGAGAUUCCCUUUCCCGCCGUCACAGUUUGUCCAGAGACCAAAACACGACGUGCGAUAUUCAACUUUACGGAUUCGUAUCAUCAAGUGCGGGAUUUCGGCAAUAAUGUCAGUGGCAUUUCGGACCUUACCGAUAAGCAAAAGGGACUUUAUGGCGCUGUAUCGCAGGUUUGCGAACCCCACUUGCAUGAUGUAACGCUGGGUAAUAAAACCAGGAGGGGCAUGGAGAUCAUCGACGCCCUGACUGAGGUGUCGCCCCAUUUCGAUGACACCUAUCUGAAUUGCAAGUGGCGAAAUACACCUAUUAAGUGCAAUGAGAUAUUUCACAAAUUCGUGACGGAGGAUGGCGUCUGCUUCAGUUUUAAUUCUCUCAGUCCGGCUGAGAUCUUUAGGGCAGAGGGCAUUAUACCCGACUUUAUAUUCCGUGAGGAGAACCGCCUGUCCAUGGACUGGAAUGUGGAGGACGGUUAUAGCGCCAGUGCGGAUACUUCACCGUAUCCAAAUCGAGUUCUGGGUCCCGGAGCUCGAGCUGGUCUUUAUCUAUUUAUGGGUGGAGCGGAAAUCGAUUUCGACGACAUGUGCCGUGGUCCCGUUCAGGGUUUCAAGAUUCUACUACACACCCCUGGAGAUGUGGCCCAGGUGUCCAAGCAGUACUUCCGCAUUCCCUUCGACCAGGAAGUGCUCAUCUCCAUUCGCCCCAAAAUCAUUACCACCUCGGAUGGUCUGAAGCACUACGAGCCCAAUCGAAGGCAGUGUUAUUUCCAAAAGGAAAGGGAACUGCGUUACUUUAACAUCUACUCGCAGAGUAAUUGCGAAUUGGAGUGCCUGGCUAACUUCACCUUGACCAAAUGUGGUUGUGUUAAGUUCUCUAUGCCACGUAAUGUUAAUAUGCCUGUUUGUGGUGAUGCCAGCUUAAAGUGCUAUAACCAAGCGGAGGACGAGCUGCUGCUCAGGGAAUUCACCCAGGGUUUGGUUAACGCUGGGGAGAACACUCGGGGCGAAACUGAGUGCAACUGCCUGCCGUCUUGCACUUCGAUCGCCUACGAGGCUGAGAUUUCGCAGGCUGACUUCGAUUACAAGACGGUGAUCAAUACUGAUACGCCGGAGGGAAAAGCGGAACAGGAAAAGAGAAAGGGCAUGAAAAUGUCCCGAGUGUCGAUCUUCUUCAAGGAGGCGCAGUUCUUGACCUCUCGGCGCUCAGAGCUCUAUGGUACCACCGACUUUCUUGCCAAUUGUGGCGGUCUACUUGGCCUCUUCAUGGGCGUUUCCAUGCUGAGCAUUGUGGAGCUGAUCUACUUCUGUACGGUGCGUCUUAUUUCCAACUUAAGGAUGCGCCGCAAAACCCGCAAGGAACUGCUGAAGGCGGUCAACAAGGACGCCUAAUCGAAGGACCUCCAUUCGGCAGGGGCCAUAAAUAAUACAGAGUGCUGAACCGAAAGCCAAAGUUGAGCUGACUCUGCUGCUCUGUGUUUGUGUUGCGUUAAAUGUUAAAUCUGCAAACAAUGAAAAUAAAGUUGUACUCAGCACUAGACGGCAAA
This is a messenger RNA of Drosophila takahashii, 1967 nucleotides long. It is a transcript of the gene ppk26, whose product is annotated as pickpocket 26. The record is from RefSeq and is a predicted model, not a curated record. NCBI's taxonomy places the organism in Eukaryota, Metazoa, Arthropoda, Insecta, Diptera, Drosophilidae. Gene Ontology annotation, molecular function: ligand-gated sodium channel activity. Gene Ontology annotation, cellular component: plasma membrane. Gene Ontology annotation, biological process: sodium ion transmembrane transport.